Chroicocephalus ridibundus (black-headed gull) is the source of this 1904-nucleotide messenger RNA. RefSeq names its product HAUS augmin like complex subunit 8 (gene HAUS8). NCBI's taxonomy places the organism in Eukaryota, Metazoa, Chordata, Aves, Charadriiformes, Laridae. The transcript is spliced from 11 exons. The coding region runs from base 42 to 1175 and encodes 377 amino acids. The record is from RefSeq and is a predicted model, not a curated record.
CGCGCGGCGGGGCGGGAGGUGCGAAGCGGCGCCCCGGGGCGAUGGCGGGCAGCGCUCGGUCCGACCGCCUCGCUCCCGCCUGCCCACAUGGCUCGGGAGCGGGCGCUCGUAGGGAGCCAGGUGCUUUCAUGAGGAUGUCGGCGCUGCAGAGCGACUCCCGUGCUAUGGCGGCGGGCGGAGCAGUGUCUAAAAGCAGGCAGAGAGGAAAAAGAAUCGUGAAGUCUCGCUACAUGCAGUGCCAUGAGAAAAACGCCAAGAAGGAUACUUCAAAUUCUUUUUCAAUGUCUACUGAGAAAUCAUCUUCUGCGACUGAAUCAAGAUCAGUUCUUCCUCAGAAAUGUAAAACUUCUGCUGGUGUUGUCCAUGGCUCAUUAAAUCAGAGUUGUUCUGAGAAAGGUGACUUGCAGUCCACUUUAUUAGAUGGAGAUAAAGUUAGUCUACCGGACUUUGAUAUUUCAGCUAUUUCUGAUAAAACUGUCUGCAAAAAGACUCCUGCUUGCAAAGAAGAUAGACACACACGUGAAGAAGACAAAACAGGGGAAGAGGAUUAUGAUGAUCUGAUGAAACAGCUGGAAUCUCAGACACUGCUUUUAACUUACCUAAGAGUAAAGGCAGGAAAAAAUCUUGCUGAGCUGGAGAAAAAAGCAGAAAAUAACUUGAUAACAUUGUGUGAAGAAAAGGAGAGACAACAGGAGAAGCUCCGCGAGUUGAAGCGUGAAAUUCUACUCAAAGAGAGAGAACAGAAGCUUGAUGAGGCAUUAGACAAACAGAUGGAAGUACUUUCUCCCCUUGUUCCUGUUUGUGAAAAGUUUAAAGAGCAAUAUAAAAGCUUUGCAGUUUCCCUGGAUGCCACUAGACAUGAAUUACCCAUAAAGAAUAUUCACAUAGAAGGAGAUAUGCUAACAUACCUUGAUGAACUACAAAAGCAGUUAACUAUCACACAAGAACUUCUGACAGAAGUUAUGCCAAGCUACUCAGAAGAAAGUGCAAAAGCAUGUAGUGCACUGAAAGAGCUUAAAGAAACAUCUCAGAAACUGGAUAAAGACCUUCAAAGGAGCUUCACACAAGUGCAGAACCUGUCGUUUGAAGUUAGUAAAGAAGUUUCUCUGCAUAACCAAAGAAUAUGUGAAGAGAAUCAUGGACUAGAUGUUGUGAAACACUGGUACUUCAACUAAGUUUGUGUAUUGUUUUACUAAUGGGUGGGUACUAAAUCAGUGCCAGCAGACUUGUUACCUUUUUACUUCUUCUAUGAACAUACAUACCAGAACGUGAAAACAGCAGCAUGUAUGCUUACUAAUAUAGAAGUGGAGUUUUCUUCUACAUGCUGUCCCAUAGGAGACAUAAUUUUUUUUUUAACAUGAAUUUCUAUGACACCUUUCUCAUCACUUUCUGCCGUGACAGUACUGAAAGGUAAAUAAUAAGAAACGAUUUUCUUAGCAUAUACAACCUAUGUAUUCUUAAACUUCUUGGUUUAUUUUCUUGGAACUGACUUUUAGUGCAGUGAUUUGCAUCUCUUUCCAAAGUGGUUUUCCUUAGAGGGCGACAUACCAGAACAUAGAUGUGGAAUUGUGUAUGUGGUACUGUGUGUUUGCUGAUCUCAUCAGGAGGAUCUGUAGGAAUGUACAGCAUGAUUAUUCAUCACUCAGUGUACAAGUUCUGGAGGAACUCUUAAUUGUCCCUUAUUUCUGGAUUUGCUGAGAGGAAAUGUGAAGUUGCGAGUAAUGAGGCUGAUGAUUGGAAGGACCCCGGUCACCUGUAACAAGUGAAAAGUUUUGGUAACUUGUUGCCUAAUUGUCUUGGAAACAAAUUAUUAAAAUCAUAAAUGCUUUUGUAUUAACCUGACACCUUCUCUUUAAGGACUUUAUUUUUUUUAAUAAUAAAGACUACUGCAAUAUCAAUAGCCU